Molecule: messenger RNA, 1102 nt
Organism: Pyricularia oryzae 70-15
Lineage: Eukaryota; Fungi; Ascomycota; Sordariomycetes; Magnaporthales; Pyriculariaceae
Exons: 5
Coding region: 268-666 (132 amino acids)
Source: RefSeq, a predicted model, not a curated record
CAGCCCACGAAACCAAGCCCCGCCUUUCAUCUUUCAUCUAGCAUAAUUAUUCUCAGUCCAGCUCUCGCUCAAAACGGCCUUUGUCGAUCAACCUCUCAGUUUUGUCCCGGAAUUUCAAGACUGAUCUGACCAAAAUCCAAACAAAAACAUAACCCGUCUUCUUUGUUCCGCACAACCAGUCUUUCCCAGGUCUAUCCUCUCGCACAUUCGUCCAAAAGUGCUUCUCUAGUCCCUCCCAGAAGUCACUUUCUAAACACCAAACUCAAGAUGGCGUCUAUGGCACCUGAAGACCAGGUCAAGUUUUUGGUGACUUGCAUCAAGCACGGUGGCGGCGGUGGAAAGAUCGAUUUUGCUGCCGUCGCAACUGAGCUCGACAUCGUCAGCAAGGCCGCCGCUUUCCAACACCUUUGCAGUGCCAAGCGAUAUGAGCGCCUUCUCAAGUCAUACAACAUCCACCCGGGUUCCCUCACUGUGACCAACACACCUGAGAACACCCCUAAAAAGAAGGCCACCCCGCGCAAGCGCAAAGCAGCCGAACGCGAUGCCGACAAUGACGACGAUGAUGCGCCAACUACGCCUGCCAGCAAGAAGGGCCGUGUCGCCAAGGAGGCGCCUGUCAAGGAUGAGGAGAUGCCCGAUGCGGCUGACAAUGAGAACGAUGCCUAAGCUACACGAGCAAGCUCAAUUAUACCGGGCGGCUCGUCAUAACCGGAGAGGCUCGGCUGGCCCAUGAAGGAAGGCUUUGAGGGGACCCGCCUAUUCGAGCUGAUUUGUUCACCAUUUUCCUAGACCUGUUUGCGUCCGACACUACGGUUGGAUCUUGUCAGGAAUCAGGUGGGCUUUCGUGCUAUGACUUGGUAGCAUCUGAUUCUUUGUUUUAGAAAUGCCACUUGGGAAACGCUUGGGAAGAAAUACAAGCAGGAUGGGGCAGAUGGGCGAUAUCAUUUGUAUUGCUUGGUCAGUCCACUGAAGACAGACAUUUUCAGUCCGGAGGGGUACUUAAAGCCCAUCAAGCCACUUCAGUUCUAGAGCAUAGUUCAAAGAGCCACCUUGGGGAUUAUGAACCAUGCUGCCAUUAAAAUACACAUCGACUUUGUGCCUG